Molecule: messenger RNA, 1698 nt
Organism: Tigriopus californicus
Lineage: Eukaryota; Metazoa; Arthropoda; Copepoda; Harpacticoida; Harpacticidae
Product: zinc finger CCCH-type with G patch domain-containing protein-like
Exons: 1
Coding region: 87-1601 (504 amino acids)
Biological process (GO): negative regulation of DNA-templated transcription; regulation of transcription by RNA polymerase II
Cellular component (GO): nucleus
Molecular function (GO): RNA polymerase II cis-regulatory region sequence-specific DNA binding; metal ion binding; DNA-binding transcription factor activity, RNA polymerase II-specific
Source: RefSeq, a predicted model, not a curated record
GUGCAGCUGAUAAGACGUUGUUAAAAAUCACAAGGCUCAUUUGUGUUAGCGAUAAGUACAGUAGAUCCAGAUUAUACGCUAACACAAUGUCAGAAGAGCUCGAAAGCAGUAUCAAAGUAUACGAGACCCAAUUAAAGCAAGUGCAAGAUGCCCUAGCGAGUGAUCUUGGUAAUGUGGAAUUGAGUGCUUUGGUCCAAGACUUGUCUAAUCUGAUCGACCUGAGUAAGCAAAGUCUUCUGGAGUUCAAGAAAAAGGAACUAAUAGCUCUGCUCGAUCAUUCCAAUCCAAACAACAAAGACCAUACUGAGGAUAUCCCUGCUUCCAAGAAUUCCGACGGAGAGGCCGACGAGUGUCUGGAUCUCUCACAUCUAGAGGGUAUGAAAUGUCGGGCUCCACACGUUAUGAUUGAGAGCUCGAGCAUGCAUAAUGGAAUCAUUUUCCAAAUCGAACACGACUCUCUUGACGGAUCAAUGGCAAAGGCCAAAGUUCGAGUCGUUUUUUCCCAUCCCACGUCUUUGUCUAUGGUACCAUGUCGAUUUUUCAUGGAUGGACGUUGCCGAUUCGAGGAUUCCGAAUGCAAGUAUUCCCAUGGAGAAUCCGUGUUUCUGUCUGAUUUAGCCGAAUACGAAGAACCAGAUUUCACGCAAGUAAAGCCGGGAUCAGCCAUUUUAGCUAAAACAGAGGGUGAUCCCUUAUGGAAACACGCCUCCGUGGAAGGGAUUGAGGACCAAGUCGUGCAUCUUCGACUCCUUCAUGACCACUCAAAUAUUCAUAGUUUGCCGUUAGAAUCCAUUUUACCCUUGUUGGCCAAUGACACUGAAGACAACGAAGGCAAUGAUGACAAUGAUUCUGAGGCGAAAGAACAUGACGUGUCCUGCACCGUGUCAGAUGCGACCUUGAACGAGAGUGAUUUCGCUCCCAAUGCAUCCUUACUAGGGACGUUAUCCUCCGCCGUUUUAGGGGACUGGGAAAAGCACACUAAAGGCAUUGGUUCAAGACUCAUGAUGAAGAUGGGCUACAUUACAGGGUCGGGCUUGGGAAAAACUUGCGAAGGCCGAGUUGAACCCGUCUCAGCCACCGUGUACCCGCCAGGCAAAUCUUUGGAUUGGUGCAUGGACAAAAGAGAAGAAGCUGGGGGCGGGGACGCUCUGUCCGUGGAAAAUUCGAUGAAAAAGCAGAAACGGAUGGAGGAGCGGAAAUCUCGACGGAAGUACUAUCAAGCCAAACAAAAGCAAGCUAGAGAGGAGUCCUUGUUCAGCUUCAUCAACACCUUGGGCCAGGAUCCGGGGGCGGGUCUGAGGAAAUCCAAAAGUGUCGCUAACACUAGUCAAACCAAGGGCGACAAGCCCAAACACCCUAAAGCCAAUCUGAACGUGGAAAGCUUCAAGUUGUCUGAGGAGAUUCGUAAAACUCAGAGGGAUCUGCAAACUCUUCAGGGCACCCAUCAACGUCAUAAGGGCAAAGAUGCGGCCACCGCUGCGGCUGUUCAUGCCAAAAUUCGUCUAAAGCAGAAACACUUGAAGUCGCUCCAAAAUCGAGAAUCUCAUGUCCAAGGCAUGAAAAAUCACCAAGCUGGCCACAAAAAGCUGUCCAUUUUCUAACUUGAACUUAUUAUUGAUUUCAUUCAAUUUACUCCCUUCUCGUUUGAAGGUCCUGCACUUUCAGGAUCUUAAAAAAGAAAUCCAUCUUUAGUCUUGA